Paramecium tetraurelia is the source of this 3018-nucleotide messenger RNA. RefSeq lists its product as uncharacterized. Gene Ontology annotation, molecular function: SUMO activating enzyme activity. Gene Ontology annotation, cellular component: SUMO activating enzyme complex; cytoplasm. The transcript is spliced from 6 exons. Gene Ontology annotation, biological process: protein sumoylation. The record is from RefSeq and is a predicted model, not a curated record. Lineage: Eukaryota; Ciliophora; Oligohymenophorea; Peniculida; Parameciidae.
AUGUUCUAAUAAAGUUUAUAUGAAAAAGAAAUAUAUUAUUCACGAUAAGCAGCUGCUUUGGGAUGGGAUACAUAAGAUAAAUUAGAAUAAUUAGAUUGCUUUAUUUAUGGAUUAAGAGGAUUAGGAUUAGAGAUCGCUAAAAAUUUAAUAUUGAUGGGUUUGAAAAGAAUUGUGAUUUAUGAUAAAACAAUUCUAUCUAUUUCCGAUCUGGGCACAAAUUUUUAUGCUAAUGCUAAUUAAGUUGAUAAAGUUACAAGAGAGAAGGCUGUUAUUUAAUCUUUAAAAGCUUUAAAUGAUAAUGUGAUUGUCGAUCUCUAUGAUGGAAUUAUAAAUGGGUAAAACUUAAGUGAGUUUUCGGUUGUUGUAAUGACAGACAUGUGGGAUUAAGAAUUAAUUUCUGAAAUUAAUGAAGCUACAAGGAAAAAGGGAAAUGGAUUUAUAUUAGCUCAUUCUUCUGGGUUGUUUGGAUCAAUAUUUGUAGAUUUUUCAGAUAAUUUUGUAAUUGAAAAUAAUAAUGGAUAGACAUGUAAAGAAUACUUAAUAGAAGAAAUAACAAAAAAUCAGAAUGGAGUAGUUCAUACAAUUGAUACAAUAUAAGGUCUUUAAGAUGGAGAUUAUGUAUAAUUCAAAGAAGUGUUAGGGAUGACUGAAGUAAAUGAUUCAGUCUUUAAGAUUAUUACAUUAUCUCCUAAUAGAUUUAGUAUUGGUGAUACAACCAAGUUUUAAGCAUAUUAAAGAAAUGGAAAAGCAAUAUAAAUAAAGUUCCCCCAAAAUACGUCAUAUAAAUCAUUUAAAAAUAUGUUAUCUUUUGAAAAUAAAAAUAAUUUAGACAGGUCACUACAAUUAUAAAUUUCAUAUAAUUCGAUCUUAACUUUUAUGAAUCAAAAUGGAAGGCUCCCAAAUCUAUUGAAUCAUGAUGAUGCAGAUUUAGUAUUGAAGUUAGCUUUAAAAAUAACAAAAGAGCAAUAUUAGUUAGAUAUUCAAUUAAUCAGAAAUAUUGCAUAGCAUUUAUAAGCUCAAAUUGCACCUUUAACAUCAUUUUGGGGUGGACUUGUUGCAUUUGAAGUAAUUAAAUUUACAGGGAAAUUUACACCCAUCAAAUAAUGGCUUCAUUUAGAAUUUUAUGAGGCGCUUCCUGAAAUAGAAGUAAAUAAAAAGUCAAAGAAUUGUUAAUAUGAUGAUUAUUAUGCCAUAUUUGGAUAAGAAACAAUGGAAAAGCUAUAAAAUUAAAAUGUUUUAUUGAUGGGUAUUGGAGGUUUAGGAAAUGAAUAUCUUAAGAUAUUUUCUUUAAUGGGGAUUGGAAGUGGACAAAAAGGAUCAUUGAUUACUGUUGAUAAUGAUUAAAUAGAAGUGUCAAAUCUGAAUAGGCAAUUUUUAUUUAGUAAACAUCAUAUUGGUUCAAAUAAGGCUAAUGUUGCUUGUGCUGUGAUUAAUUAGAUUAAUCAAUCAAUUUAAUGCAAAGCAUAUCCAUAUGCGAUGUCAAAAGAAAGUGAACAAAUUUUUAAUUAAUCAUUCUGGAAUUAAGUAGAUUUUACAGUUAAUGCUGUUGAUAAUAUUAGGGCAAGACAUUACAUGGAUUCUUAAUGCUGUUAUUAUAGUAAGCCUAAUUUUGAAAGCGGAUCUGAAGGUACUUAAUGCCAUUCUCAAGUUAUUCUUCCAUAUUAAACAGAAUCAUUCAGCGAAUUUAAGGAUCGCCCAGAAAUGAGUAGUCCUAAAAGUACAUUCAUGAAUUUUCCAUAUACAAAAGAUCAUAAUAUUGAAUGGGCUUUGGAAUAUUUCAACAAUCUAUUCGAAAAAGCUUCAAAGGAUUUAUAUUAAUUAUCACAAAACCCAUAGACAUUUCUUAACACUGUUUAUAAUUAAAAUUAACGUUAUAUUGAUUAUUUAAAAGAUCAACUUGAAUUGAUUGAAAAAUACGUAUUAUUAGUUAUUAAUCCUACUUUAGAAAACCUAGUUAGAUAUGCAAAAGAAUUGUUUUCUUCCUUAUUCGAUGUUAAGAUAAAGUAUCUGUUAAGUAGAUAUCCAGCUGAUUUUUUAUAAUAAAAUGGAUUAUUAUUUUGGACAAACCCUAGAAGAUUACCUAUGUCAAUAGAAUUUAAUUCAACUGAUCCACUUCAUUGUUAAUUUAUUCAUAGUGUGGUAAAAAUAGUUAUAAAAAUACUUGGAUAACAAUUACAGUUUGAUUCAGAAUAGAUAUCGUUUCUUGUUGGUUCGAUUGAUAUAAAUAAGAACAAGGAAUUAUUUGAAAAUUUGUAAUUUAAUGAAAAUGAAAUUAAAUAAGAGAAUGAUAUGCGUAUGAUUAAAUUAGAGAAGCUAGUUUAAGAGAAUAUAUUAAAUAUGCAAUAAAUUAGACCAUUUUCUUACUAAAAGGAUAAACUAAGCUGUGUAGAAUUGGAAUUUAUAACAUCUGCUGCUAAUCUAAGAGGAAUCAAUUAUAAUAUUCCACCAGCAUCUAGAUAAUAAGUGAGAGAAAGAGUUGAAUGUAUCAUUCCUUAAUUGAUAACAACCAAAUCCGCUAUAACUGGAAUAGUGGGAAUUGAAAUACUCAAAAAUAUUCUAUAAAAGAAUAUUAAAUAUAUUAGAAAUACAUAUAUUAAUCUUGCCAUACCCACUUUUAUUUUUGCUUAACCAAAGCCUCCAUAUUAAAAUGUGGAUCAAGAAUUUAAUUAAUAAUUUCUUGAUCGAACUAUUGCAGUCCCUAAAAAUUGGACAUCCUGGGAUAGAAUCAGGAUUAAUAAGAAAAUGACUGUAGGGGGACUUAUAGAAUAUUUUGAACAGAAAUAUAAUGUAAAUGUGUAAAUUAUAGGAUUCAAUCAGCAUUUGAUAUAUUCAAAAUUUAAAAAAUCGUCUUAAGAAUUACUAACGAAAGACUGUGCUGAUUUAUAUGCAAAAGUAUCGAAAGAAAAGUUGCCAGAAGAUGAAAUCAGUUUUGAUGUAAUUUUGGAUUCCUAUUAAAUGAUAAAUGGAUAGGAAGUAAGUGUCGAUUUUCCACUAAUAAAGUAUCACUAUAGAGUUUGA